Megalobrama amblycephala (Wuchang bream) is the source of this 4836-nucleotide messenger RNA. It is a transcript of the gene kdm7aa, whose product is annotated as lysine (K)-specific demethylase 7Aa. NCBI's taxonomy places the organism in Eukaryota, Metazoa, Chordata, Actinopteri, Cypriniformes, Xenocyprididae. The transcript has 18 exons. Gene Ontology annotation, biological process: protein demethylation; regulation of transcription by RNA polymerase II. The record is from RefSeq and is a predicted model, not a curated record. Bases 52 to 2547 code for a protein of 831 amino acids. Gene Ontology annotation, molecular function: histone demethylase activity; transcription coregulator activity.
ACGUUAACCCCGCCCCUUCAGUGCUCAGCGUUGUUUAGGGACAUUAGGAAGAUGGCGGCUGCCCCGCUAUACUGUGUCUGCCGGCGGCCCUAUGAUGUUAACCGGUUUAUGAUCGAAUGCGACAUUUGUAAGGACUGGUUUCACGGCAGUUGUGUUCAGGUAGUGGAGCACCAUGCUGCUGAUAUCGAUGUUUAUCACUGUCCCAACUGUGAGCCCAUCCACGGACCCUCCAUGAUGAAAAAACAUAACAACUGGCACAGGCAUGACUACACAGAGCCAAAUGAUGGCACACGCCCCGUCCAGGCAGGAACUGCUGUGUUUGUGCAGGAACUCCAGGCCAGGAGCUUUGCCAGUGGCAAUGAGAUUCUGGUGCCAAUGCAUGGGAGUCAGGUGACCCAAAGCUUCCUGGAGAGGGAGGGCUUCCGUUACCCCAUAGUGGUGCAUGACCUGGAUGGACUGGGUCUUAAACUGCCCUCUCCUUCUUUCUCUGUCAGCGAUGUGGAGCAUUAUGUUGGUGCAAAUAAAGUCAUCGACGUUAUUGAUGUCGCAAGACAGGCAGACAGCAAGCUGAAGCUGGGAGAGUUUGUGAAAUAUUACUAUCAACCUGAAAAGGCCAAAGUUUUGAAUGUUAUCAGCCUGGAGUUCUCUGAUACAAAGAUGGCUGAUUUGGUGGAGGUUCCUGAAAUAGCACAGAAGAUGUCCUGGGUGGAGAACUACUGGCCUGACGACUCGUUCUUCCCCAAACCAUUUGUGCAGAAGUAUUGUCUCAUGGGAAUGAAAAACAGUUACACAGACUUCCACAUCGACUUUGGAGGAACUUCAGUGUGGUAUCAUGUUCUUUGGGGAGAGAAGAUUUUCUACUUGAUCAAGCCAACUAAGGCUAACCUUGCACUAUAUGAGUCCUGGAGCUCGUCACCCAAUCAGAGCGAAGUAUUCUUUGGGGAAAAAGUCGACAAGUGUUACAAAUGUGUGGUGAAGCAGGGAACUACCAUAUUCCUCCCCACUGGUUGGAUCCAUGCAGUGCUCACUUCUCAGGACUCCAUGGCGUUUGGUGGGAACUUCCUGCAUAACUUAAACAUAGACAUGCAGCUCAGGUGUUAUGAGAUGGAACGAAGACUGAAGACUCCAGAUCUCUUUAAGUUCCCAUACUUUGAGGCCAUCUGCUGGUAUGUGGCCAAAAACCUUCUGGAGACCCUAAAAGAGCUGCGGGAGGAUAACUGUCAACCUCAGGAUUAUCUAGUGGACGGGGUGAAAGCUUUAAUCUCAUCACUGAAGACAUGGCUGAGGAGGGAGUUGACUCAACCUAACAGUGAGGUUCCAGACCAUAUCAGGCCAAGCCAUCUCAUUAAAGCUCUGACCAAGGAGAUCCGCCACCUGGAGGAUGAAUCGAAUAAAGCUGGAAAAUCUCAGGGAAGUGCUGAGUGCCCUUUAUCACGCUCAUCACUGGAGAAAGGAUAUCAGGCACGUUGUGCAGCUCGGCGGCUACGAGACCAUCAUCGUCGACACCACCACCACCACCAUCAUCAUCAUCACAGCCGCAAACUGCCCUCUAACUUGGACAUCCUGGAGCUUCACACGCUGGAGGUAUUAAAGAGACUGGAGGUCGGACCGCUUGAGGAGGACCCAGCCUUCAGCUCCAAAGUGAAUGGCAAGUUUAAGAAAGUGUCUUCAGUGUCUGCCGUAGCUGUUGAUGGUAAUCAUGACAACGCCCUGCGCCUGGUGCUAUGUAAUGGCAAAAUUGUGAGGGAGAGGUUAUCUAUCAGUAAUGUGGCAGCCAAAGUCAGUGAAGUGGAAAUGUUGCAGUACCAUCAACACAGGAUAAAAUUGGAAAGAAUGCCAAUGUGCCCACAAGAAAAAGUGAAAAAAGAAAAGCGAGAGGAUGAAUAUGGAGUACACUGCACUAUCAAGAAACCACUCAAUCAUGGUCUAACUGUGCAGACUGAACUCAGGACGGAGUCGCCACAUGUAGCAUCUUCAGACAGUGACUCUGAGUCAGAGGCAGAGGAUUCUGCUGAGAAACGCUCAUCAGAGUCAGAGAGUUCUGAGGAAGAGGAUGGAGGAAGCAAGAGAGACUCAGGGAGUUUUGUGGAGCAUCUGAGCGGCCGACCACACAGCCACAAUAAGCAAGCGUUAAAACGAGAACGUCCUACCUCACCGAGCACAGACUGCGCCAUUCAGGGCAUGCUGUCCAUGGCGGGGCUGCUGUGUCAGCAGGCAUCAGAAGGGGGUGAUAUUUUACAGCAGCAUUGGUGGUCCAGUCAGGGUAACAGUAACAGCAACAGCAGCAGUGACACGUGGGACAGCAGUGAACCCUGUUCGGCACCCCACAGCCCGGAGGGAGAAGAUGGGAGUCUUGGAGAGGAAUAUUCAUAUAGAGAGAGCUCACUUUCUCCUCCACUCCACCCCUCCAAAAGACACGCCCCCAACCCCACACCCAUCAGCAACCAGGCCACUAAAGGAAAGCGUCCUAAGAAAGGACAGGUGACAGCUAAACAGAGGCUUGGGAAAAUAUUGAAAAUGAGUCGCCAUAAAGGCUUAUUCCUGUAGCAUGAUGGAGCAAACAAUGAGACUAUGUGUAAUAAUUCAACACAGCUGCUUUUCUUUAUACGCUGGGAUUAUCAUCACACACACACACACACACACACACACACACACACACACACACACACACACACACACACUCUUACUCACUGUGCAUGUUUAGGUGACAGGGUAUGUUUAAUGGCUCACCUUUUCACCGAAUCGCACGCAAAACACAACACAUUAUCCAUCAACGCAGGCAAACCUGCUUUACCUUGGACAACAUUAAAACAGCCAAAAGUUUCAAGAGGAAGCACAGAAACGGAUGGUCGGAGGUCCAGCGUGUGUUCCAGGCAGGAAAACGAGCCGCAAGUGUGUAUCACGGGCUGAGGCCUCUCCUCUCCCCCACCCUACCUCUUCUCACACCUUUGUAGCAUGAGCGUCCAGGCGCUCGCAGGCCUCUAUGGCCUGACACUGGGACUGUUCCCAUUGAUCCUCAGAUUCCCCUCAAGUCAUUAUCAAUCUGCCUAUUUCUCUCUCCUUUUGAUUGUCUCAGGCUGAUGUAUGAGCUUUUGAAAUGGUGCUGAUUGUUUAUAAAUCCUUUUCCAGCCCCCUCUGCCCCUUUAAGCAAUAAUUGUACAGCAGUGAGUGAUGUAUUGAUGAUUUAGUGGGCCGCGCUUUUAGGAUGCGCAGGAAGUCCUCUCAUGGUGGAACCAUCAAAUGAAAUCAAAGAUAUAACUUACAUAAUUUGGCAGUGUUUAUACUUUUAAUUGGUCUUAAAUUCGCGAUUUAAAUGAAUAUUCUGGGGAUUUUUGUUCUGACAUUUUCAAAUUACACAGUUGUACCUUAGUUUAUACAAACAUAACGUUUAAAAAAGAACAAAAUGCGCUUGAAAUGUGUUUUGAAAGUGCAUCAGAUUGUCAACUUUUUUUUUUGGUAAUAUCCCGAAAGGUAGUGAAAACCCGGAAUAGUCCUUAUACACUGGCAAAAUUGAGGAAAAUCGUACAUUUAUUUGCCUCUGUCACAACCCAGUGGCCACAGAGAGGUACUGCAUCCUGGAGCGCCGCCUCUGAAAUACUGUAUGUGAUGUAGUUUGAGAAGACUAAAUAUGCUUGUCACGUGAUUGACAAUGAUCGUUAGCUCAUUCUGCAUAAUUUAUAUUCUAUUUGGUUUGUUUUAAAAUAUUUUUUGACUGGAUAACUUAUUUAUUAAUUUCAAAGAUAUAAGGAUUUAUAUUGCGUUCUUGAGUUUUCAGUUUGCAUUGAAUAGUUCUGUAAAUAUGAGUAUAAUUUCAAAUGUUACCAGUUUAAGAGGAAUGAGCUUUUGUUUAGCUUUAUGGAUUUUGUAGUUAACGCAUUUAAUGCUACUUCAAAAAUAAUUUGAAUGACUUUACCUGUUAAAUUUACCUCUGAAAUGUUAGCGCAUUAUUUGAAUAAUGUUAUCUUUAUGACCUGUUGAAACAGUGGGAACAAAAAAACAAAAAAACAAAAAAAACAAAAAAAAAAAUAGUGGUGCUUGUGUGUGAAUUUCUUAGAGAGGCUAUGAAACGUUUUCUCAGGGAACAUCAAACAGGUGACAUCUUUGAAUUCAUCACCAGCACCGUCAUACAAUCGCGUUUUGUACUUGUUUCCACAAACUUGCCAACAUAUGUACAUAUAAUCCCAGUUAUUUUUUUGUCUGGCGACUCUGCAAAUCCCAGAUUCAGAACAAAAUUGUGUCCUGCUGUAAAGUAUAUAAAAAUAACCUUGAGUUUGUAAGACGUUGUGAGAAUAGAACAGCACCAACAGAUUUUGAUCAGCUAUUCUUGACUGUUGUGUAACAAGUCUGUUGGUUCAAAAAGCAAAUGCACUAUUUUGAAUCUGCAUGACUUUGAGUUGGAUAACCGCUAAAACUCAGGCUUUGUUACGGUUUUGAGUUUUGCUCAUCUGCAUGCGUUUUGUGAUAAAAUGUUUCCACUCACUAACCUUCACGUAAACGGACGCCCUUUGAAAUUUUCAGCAUUCUAAGGAAAACGGCUCAUAUUUGAUCAAUCAAGCUGGUUUCCUUUGCUUUGAUGCAUUAAUUGUACAGUAUUUAUUAAGCUCUAGCAUUCAUUUCCAUAUUCAACUGUGGUAUAGACUUAAUGUCACUGUGUUUUCAAAAGCUGUGUUCUGUUCCUUCUCUUUAAUAGUUCUCUUUGAAAAGUUUUGGAUGUGAUGGACUUUCUCCAAUGCAAUGUGUAUGUAUAUAAGAUGAGGGAAAUGUUUUGUAGAUCACACUGUUUUCCCCCUUCCCUUUGCCAAGUGUUAAGUGAUAAAACACUGUUCUAUUGACAAA